This is a messenger RNA of Amphibalanus amphitrite, 2193 nucleotides long. RefSeq names its product alpha-1A adrenergic receptor-like. Lineage: Eukaryota; Metazoa; Arthropoda; Thecostraca; Balanomorpha; Balanidae. Gene Ontology annotation, cellular component: membrane. The record is from RefSeq and is a predicted model, not a curated record. Gene Ontology annotation, biological process: G protein-coupled receptor signaling pathway. Bases 367 to 1764 code for a protein of 465 amino acids. Gene Ontology annotation, molecular function: G protein-coupled receptor activity. The transcript has 3 exons.
GGCGGCGGCGGCGGCGGGACCUUGGCGGCAGAGGUAUAGGCGGCGGCCGCGCCGCCGGCCGGUCAGUCGCCGCUCGUUCGUCCCAGAGUACGGGCACGCUUAGCUCCGGCAUCAGCGCGCUACAGGCAGCGACAGCAACGCCCGCUCGCAGUGUAACCGCGCCUGGCCGGAGACUUGACUUGCGCACAAGCCGCUAACACUAGCCUCGCGCCGAGGCCAUCGUCGGCUGAUUUAGCGAAGUGGCUCGACCGCCGGCGUUCGACGAGCUAGUCGUGCCGCGGAGGUCGACAGAGGAAGGUGAAGAGCAGUCCGGCGAGCGCGCCAUGCUCCUACGCUGUCACCAGGAUUCGGAUCUAUCACCAUAAGAUGCUGACUGUAGUUGACAUCGGUGUGGUACGCGCCUGCGUCACAAUCGUGAUCGCAUUCCUUCUAGUCAUCAUGUUCAUCGUGGCCAGUGUGGCCAACUCACUCAUAGUGCUGCUGUUCUUCAGAAGACGCGGCAUGCGCACCCUCCCCAAUAGGUUUGUGCUGAACCUCUCGCUCAUCAACCUGGUGUCUGCGUGCGGCUUGCUGCCGCUGCUGCUGACGGACAUGCUGCUCGCCACGCCGUCUGAGCCGCUGUGCCACGCCGUGGACGCCGUGGCUACGUUCGUGGUGAGCACCUCUGUGCUGGCCAUCCUGCUGGUGGCCGGCGACCGGUACGCGGCCGUCACAGACGCGCUGCGCUACCACACCAUCGUCACCAAGCCGCGCAGCGUGGUGGCCAUGCUGGCCUGCUGGGUGGUCGGUCUGCUGGUCACCGUGCCGGCGCCGUUCGUCUCGGCCGCCGACAAGCGCUGGGAGUCGUGCGCGCGGUACCAGAGUGCCAGCGUCCUGGCGCACUGGUAUGCGCCGCUGCUCUCCAUCGGCAUGUUCCUGGUGCCGCUGGCAGCGCUCGUCUGGAUGUACGUCCACAUCUACCGGUGCGCGCACAAGAACAGCGAGCGUCAGCGCCGGCACAGCCUGGGCAUCGGUCCCAGCGAGCUGACCGCGCCCAUGAUGGCCGCGAACCGUCCGUCGCGCACCCAGUCACUGCGUGUUCAAACGCUGCGCAGCUCCAGCAGCUUCAUCGUCAGCAACCUCAAGCACAAAAUCUCCAACGCGAGCCUCUUCAUGUACCGCGAGGAGGGUCGCACCGCCAAGGUGUCAUUCAUCGUUAUUGUGAUGUUCUUCCUGUGCUGGAUGCCGUUCUUCGUGGUGGAGAUCUCUGCGGCCUUCAGCAACUUCUCGCCGUCGCUCGUGCACGCCGCUUCGCUCACAGUCAUCUCCAACAGCGCCAUCUCGCCCUUCAUCUACAGCUUCCGCAGCCGGCGCACCCAGCGCGAGUUGAAGCGGCUCUUUGGCAUGAAGGUGACGAACGCGACGCCGCGCGUGGCGCGCCCGCUGCGCCGCACCUUCACCAACCCGACCACGUUCCCGCUGAUGGGCACCAUCCACGCCAGCCCGCUGGAGGCCGGCUCAUUCCCGUUCCCGCCGGCCAAGAGGGCGUCGUCCAGUUUUUUAUUCACCCUGGCGCGCAAGUCGAGCUCGGUGCCGUCUGUGCAGGAGGCUCUGCUGCAGCCGGCCGCGGCGCGCCGCCAGCUCUUCACGUUCCCAGAGGCGGAGCGAGCCGUCGAGGUGACAGCCGCCUCGUGCGGCCUGCCGCGCGGCUCCAUCUCCAGCGAGAGCUCCGACUCCAGCCAGCAGAGCUCGUGCACGGUCCAGACGGACGCCUCCGGCCGCUAGUCACCUCUAGCUGUGCCGGCAGGCAGCCCGAUCUCAGCGGCGGCACCGGAGCUGGGGCGGCGACCGACGACCGGCGGCUCGCGAGAGCCCCGGGCCCGGCUCCGUCGCCCACUGACCCGGCGCCGACCGUGCGUCGCUAGACGCUCGCCAUGGCUGUGUUUUGUAUACUCUGCGCUGGUCCGAGCGCCGCUGUGUUACCAUGUUGUCAAUGUCGCGUGAGAGCCGCCGCCCCGGCCGACGGGGAGGAUCAGGGACACACAACUCAGCGCCAAGCAGGGUACUCUGUUCUCACUGCUCUACUCAAAGCUGCUUUUUAACAUUUUUAUUUGUUGUGUAUUGCCGUUAUAGCGGCUUUGUUGAUGUUCGUUGUGUUUUCACCUCCUUAGACACAUGUUCCUCGAGAUCGAAUAAACAACAUCGUCUGAUUUA